Molecule: messenger RNA, 1051 nt
Organism: Aegilops tauschii subsp. strangulata
Lineage: Eukaryota; Viridiplantae; Streptophyta; Magnoliopsida; Poales; Poaceae
Product: thioredoxin M2, chloroplastic
Cellular component (GO): cytoplasm
Molecular function (GO): protein-disulfide reductase activity
Source: RefSeq, a predicted model, not a curated record
CCACACGCGAGCAGCAAAAACAGCCAGCCAGCCAGCCACCCCCGCCCGCCUCCCUUUCCGUCCGUCCCCAACCGUCCCCCUCUCUCGCUCGCAUCACAACAAACGCGCUCUCUCCUCGCCCAGCUUCCGGAACUCGCGCCCCCCGUCCCCGUCGCCACCGGCAUGGCCUCCGCCGUCUCCCUCGCCGCCUCCUCCUCGCCCCUCGCCGCCACCUCGCCCUCGCGCGCGCCGCGCCCCCACCAGGCGCUCCCGCCCGCCCGUGGCCCGCGGUCCCAGGCCCAGGCCCUCCGCGCGGUCUCCGGCCCCGCCGGGAGCCGCCGGUGGGGCGUCGGCCGCGGCGCGACGGUCGUCUGCGCCGUCCAGGGCCAGGACACCACCAUCCAAGUUCCCGAUGUCACGAAGACAACAUGGCAAUCACUUGUUAUAGAGAGCGAGGUUCCUGUUCUUGUUGAAUUCUGGGCUUCAUGGUGUGGACCUUGCAAAAUGAUUGAUCCAGUUAUUGGUAAGCUGUCAAAGGAGUAUGAAGGGAAGCUGAAAUGCUACAAGCUCAACACCGAUGAGAAUCCAGACAUAGCAAGCCAGUAUGGCGUCCGGAGCAUCCCAACCAUGAUGAUCUUCAAGAACGGCGAGAAAAAAGACGCGGUGAUAGGAGCAGUGCCUGAAAGCACGCUGAUCACAUGCAUCGAGAAGUUUACCGAGAGGUAAAAUGCUGAACGGGCCUCCUCGACGGUUACUCGGCAUUCCACAUCCAUUGUUCAGUCAGAUCAUCGAAAACUCGACGUCAUCUGUGCAAUCUUUCUAUACGUGCGUUCAGUUGUGUAGAUAGUAUUGGAAACUUGCUCUCUGUACCAUCAAUAAAUAGAAUCACAGAAGUGUUAAUGAUAAAAAUCCCAAGGAAGCCUGGUUUCAUUUUGCCAUUCUUUUGGGCUGUAGAUAUGUAUGACGGGACUGUUAAGAGUCAUAUUCUGUAUUAUCAUAUCACAUAUUCCGUCAGUUGAUGUGAUCGUUUCCCUUAUAAACUGAUGAAUCUGUAUCUGUGAUACUGUUUCUA